Molecule: messenger RNA, 1155 nt
Organism: Thyridium curvatum
Lineage: Eukaryota; Fungi; Ascomycota; Sordariomycetes; Thyridiales; Thyridiaceae
Exons: 3
Coding region: 1-1155 (384 amino acids)
Biological process (GO): vesicle-mediated transport; intracellular protein transport; vesicle fusion
Cellular component (GO): membrane; endomembrane system; SNARE complex
Molecular function (GO): SNARE binding; SNAP receptor activity
Source: RefSeq, a predicted model, not a curated record
AUGUGGCGAGACCGCACCAACCUGGGGGAAGUUCCUCCUGCUGACCAGCCGGGGGCUUUUCCCACAAACAGCUACAUCUCCUACCGGCAGUCCUACGCCCACCACCCCGCGAAGCGGACCCGGUAUGGCGACGGCCUCUCCCCCUCGGUCGACCGGUUCGGCGCCCCGGACGGCCUGGGCGCCUCGACCGCGACGGCCUUCUCCGCCUCCGUCGGCGGCGGCGGCGCCUUCGACGACGGCGGCGGCGACCGGACGGGCCUGCUGGCGGCCGGCGCCUACGACCAGCGCGACGACGGCGACGCCGUCAUCGAGAUGGACCUGCUGCCGCCGCGCUGGGCCGACGUCUCGGACGAGGUGACGGACCUCCUCGGCGACAUCGCGCGCCGGAGCCAGAAGCUCGAGCGGCUGCACCAGAAGCACGUGCUGCCCGGCUUCAACGACGACGAGGCCAAGAAGGCCGAGGAGGGCGAGAUCGAGAAGCUGACGCAGGGCAUCACGCGCGGCUUCCACGAGUGCCACCGCUGCAUCCAGCGCAUCGAGCAGAUGGUCCGGGAGUCGCGGAGCCAGGGCAGCCUGUCGCGGGCCGAGGAGACGAUGGCCAAGAACAUCCAGAUAUCCCUCGCGUCGAGGGUGCAGGAGGCCAGCGCCGGCUUCAGAAAGAAGCAGAGCGCCUACCUCAAGAAAUUAAGAGGCAUGAGCGGCUCGCUCACGCCGACCGGCGACCGGUCGUCCACACCGAUGCCCAGCACGGGGUACACGGACCCGUCCCUGCUCGAGUCCGACGCCGACCGGUCCUUCUCCCAGUCGACCCUGCAGGCGACCUCGCAGCAAAAGAUGCUGCACUCCAACGACGCCGCCAUCAUGCAGCGCGAGCGCGAGAUCGAGGAGAUCGCGCAGGGCAUCAUCGACUUGUCGGACCUGUUCCGCGACCUGCAGACCAUGGUCAUCGACCAGGGCACCAUGCUCGACCGGAUAGACUACAACGUCGAGCGCAUGGCCACCGACGUCAAGGCCGCCGAGAAGGAGAUCAAGGUGGCCUCCGGGUACCAGCGCAAGACGACCAAGCGCAAGAUCAUCCUGCUGCUCAUAUUAAUCAUCGUCGGCAUGAUCAUCCUGUUGGUGAUCAAGCCGAAGAAGAAGGGCGGCGAUGGGUAG